This is a messenger RNA of Notothenia coriiceps (black rockcod), 356 nucleotides long. It is a transcript of the gene gckr, whose product is annotated as glucokinase (hexokinase 4) regulator. Gene Ontology annotation, biological process: glucose homeostasis; negative regulation of glucokinase activity; response to fructose. Lineage: Eukaryota; Metazoa; Chordata; Actinopteri; Perciformes; Nototheniidae. The annotation marks the transcript as partial. Gene Ontology annotation, cellular component: cytosol; nucleoplasm. Gene Ontology annotation, molecular function: carbohydrate binding; fructose-6-phosphate binding; enzyme binding. The record is from RefSeq and is a predicted model, not a curated record. The transcript has 3 exons.
CUAAUAUGUGUAGAUAUGGAUUGUUGCGACAUUAAGGCUCCUUUUGUAGCCGGUCAGCUGGAUCUCUGCCUGCAGAACCCUCAGGUCUACACCCCUGUUCUUGUGGGCUUCAACCCCACACAUCAGGCCAGGGACGAGCCGAUCCCGGGAUGCAGCUUCACUUUCCGCAGCGUGGUGCAAAGGAUGGAGGAGCUCGCUAAAAGUCAAAAGGCCUUCCUCAUCAACCCAGCAGUCGGGCCGGAGGCCAUCAGCGGCUCCUCCAGGAUGAAAGGAGGCAGCGCCACUAAGAUCCUGCUGGAGGUGGUGCUGUCUGCUGCUCACGCUGCAGCCUUCACACACACACCCAUCACUCAGCA